Molecule: messenger RNA, 2992 nt
Organism: Morus notabilis
Lineage: Eukaryota; Viridiplantae; Streptophyta; Magnoliopsida; Rosales; Moraceae
Product: nitrate regulatory gene2 protein
Exons: 4
Coding region: 232-2697 (821 amino acids)
Source: RefSeq, a predicted model, not a curated record
CUAUAUUUGCUUGCUUCUCUCUCUCUCUCUCUCUCUAUUUGCUCUCUCUCUCUCUCUCUCCAUUUCUAAGCUCAAAAUCAAGGGCGCAACCAAAAGCGCGCCACCCACCGCCAAAAAAAAAACCAAUCUUUUUUUGUUUUGUUUUGUUUUUUUUUCAUUUUUUAUUACCCUCUUUCCGUUUUGGGUUCGGACAGUACGACGUCGUAAUAGCAGUAGUAGUAGAGUGUCGUCAUGGGUUGUACGGCGUCGAAGCUGGACAACGAGGACACGGUGAGGCGGUGCAAGGAGCGGCGGCGGUUUAUGAAGGAGGCCGUCCAGGCCCGCCACCACCUCGCCGCCGCGCACGCCGACUACUGCCGCUCCCUCCGCCUCACCGGCGCCGCCCUCUCCUCCUUCUCCUCCUUUGAACCCCUCUCCGUCUCCGACCAAACCCCCGCCGUUUUCCUCCACCCCCAACAAAAGCAACAACCACCUCCGCCUCCCUCCUCCAAUCCCUUCCCGCCACGUGUCCCUCCUUCUCCUUCCCCUUCUCUCCACCCUCCGCCGCCGCCGCCGCCGUUUUCUCCCUCUCCGGCUCCUUCUCCCACCAUCGCCGGCUCCAAGCUGCCUCAUAUUCUCUCAGCCUCCUCGAUGUCAUCGUCGGCGCCGCCUUCUAGAACCAACAGCAACCUCCAUAAUCGCCGCCGUAAGCAGCCGAGCCACCCGAAGCUUCCUCACAUUCUGUCGGAGUCGAGCCCUUCGUCUUCGCCGCGUAGUCAGAGGUCAAAUUUCACCGCCACCGGCGGCGGAGUAUAUGAAGGAGGAUUUACGCCGACGGCUUACCAGGCGAACACGACCUACUCCAGCACGCCUUCCCAGGCGUCUUCCGUCUGGAACUGGGAGAACUUCUACCCUCCCUCCCCUCCCGACUCCGAAUUCUUCAACAACCGCGCCGCCGCCGCCGCUAAAGAGAUGCGAUCUUCCAAUCACGGCGGUGGCGAUAUCAAUUCCGAUGAGGAAGAAGGAACCGAGACGGAGACGGAGAGAUCCGAGUACGAUUUCUUCAACGCCAAGGCCGGGCAAGAUCACCACCUUCGCCACGAGAAGAAUUCGAAUCACCACGACUUCGCCUCUGAGACGAUGGAGAGAGAGGAGGUGCAAUGCAGCGAGUGGGGCGAUCACUACAGCACCACCAGCUCCUCCGCCGACGAAGACGAUCGGGAUUCGAGAUCCGAUCUCGGCGCCCGCUCCAAUUUCGGAUCCUCCGCUCGGGCAGAGUCGGUUGCGGCGCCGCCUCCACCGGCGGCGGCGGCGGCGGCUACCAAGUCGGAAGAGUAUUCAUCGAGCUACGGGGAGAUCUCGGACAUGAAAAUGGUGGUGAGGCACAAGGAUCUGAAGGAGAUCGUGGAAGCCAUUAAGGAGAAUUUCGAGAAAGCCGCGGCGGCCGGCGAUCAGGUCUCCGAGAUGCUCGAGAUCGGAAGGGCUCAGCUCGAUCGGAGCUUCAAACAGCUCAAAAAGACAGUGUAUCACUCAAGCAGUGUACUAAGCACACUAAGCUCGAGCUGGACGUCGAAACCGCCGUUGGUGGUUAAGUACCGGCUCGACGCCGGUUCGCUCGAUAAACCUGGCGGUCCAAAGAGCCUUUGCUCCACUUUGGACCGCCUCUUGGCUUGGGAAAAGAAGCUUUACCAAGAAGUCAAGGCGAGAGAAGGCGUCAAGAUUGAGCAUGAAAAGAAGUUAUCAGCCCUGCAGAGUCAAGAGUACAAAGGGGAGGAUGACACUAAGCUAGACAAAACCAAAGCUUCAAUAUCGAGGCUGCAGUCACUGAUUAUUGUCACAUCUCAGGCCGUUUCUACAACCUCAACUGCCAUCAUUGGUCUUAGAGACUCCGAUAUGGUACCUCAGCUCAUUGAUCUCUGUCACGGGUUUAUGUACAUGUGGAGAUCGAUGCACCAGUACCAUGAAAUUCAAAACAACAUUGUCCAACAAGUUCGUGGCCUCGUGAACCAAUCAACAAAGGGUGAAUCGACUUCUGAGCUGCACCGGCAGGCAACCCGUGACCUUGAAUCAGCUGUCUCUGCCUGGCACUCCAGUUUUUGUCGCUUAAUAAAGUUCCAACGGGAUUUCGUUAGAUCCCUUCAUGGUUGGUUCAAGCUCACUCUUCUUCCUGUUGACAAUGACAACGUCAACAUGAACAGCAACAGGGAACGCUCUGACGUAUAUGCCUUCUGUGAUGAGUGGAAGCUUGCACUUGAGCGUGUUCCAGACACUGUGGCGUCUGAGGCCAUCAAGAGCUUUAUCAACGUUGUCCACGUUAUAUCCUUUAAACAGAGUGAAGAGCUCAAGGUAAAGAAACGCACCGAGUCUGCAUCCAAGGAGCUUGAGAAGAAGGCAUCGUCUAUCCGAACCCUAGAGAGAAAGUUCUACCAAUCGUACUCCAUGGUCGGUAUUGGACUGCCUGAUGCAGGGCCUGAUAAUGGGCAGGUAUUGGAUGCUCGAGACCCGCUUGCUGAGAAAAAAACCGAACUUGCAGCCUGUCAGAGGCGGGUUGAAGACGAGAUGAUGAGGCACGCUAAGGCAGUGGAGGUGACGAGAGCUAUGACACUAAACAAUCUUCAAACGGGCUUGCCAGGAGUUUUUCAGGCACUGACCAGUUUUUCUUCCCUAUUUACGGAGGCACUUGAAUCGGUUUGUACUCGAUCCUAUGCAAUAAAAUAGGUAAAGAUAUAUAAUUUUCUUUCCCACUUCUAUUUUUGGAGUAAGUUGGUAUCUAUAAGAGCUGGGAUUUUUUUAGGGGGGUCAAUAGGCUCUUUUUUUGUGAUUAUUGCUUUCCGAGGGUUUCUUUUUUAUUUUUUUGGUCAACAUGUAAAUGUCUGGAAUUUUGUGAUUUUGCAGUCCAUUUUGGUUGAAGAAAAGAAAUCUGUGUACAGGGAAAUUGCUUACAUUAUUAUUGUAUGUGACUUGCGCUCUUUACUGCAGAUGAAUAAAUAACAUGCUCUGCCCUUCAUCUCCA